AUGUUUACCAUCUCGACCACCAGCACUGACAAUUCGAAAAAGAUCAAGAACGACAAGGUUCUCGAAAAGGAUCUCAAGGCACUCAACUCUCUUUUCAUCAACAAACGUCUCUUUAUCAAGAUUCACAUGAUCUACAAGAGAUACAUCAAUACCCAGCCAGGUCUUGCUUUUAUCGAAUUGGCCAAGUUCUACAACAUCAUGUACACCUCUGAAAACUGUUCCAAACUCUUUAAAGACACCAUCAAAAAGACAGAGUACAAGGAAGGUCUCGAAAAGAUCGGCACCAUGUACGACCCAUCCAGAGAAAUUCAACCAGAACCCGAAAAGCCCUCCUCCUCUUCACCUUCUACCGCUUCUCCCAAUCAAUCUCCUGCUCCAUCUCCUCAAAUCGUACCUAAACCAUCAAGUAGUGGUUUCUCUAACUUUUUGGGUAGAUUUGGUAAAGAUAAAAAAUAA
Molecule: messenger RNA, 456 nt
Organism: Cavenderia fasciculata
Lineage: Eukaryota; Evosea; Eumycetozoa; Acytosteliales; Cavenderiaceae
Exons: 1
Coding region: 1-456 (151 amino acids)
Biological process (GO): positive regulation of Ras protein signal transduction; positive regulation of TORC2 signaling
Source: RefSeq, a predicted model, not a curated record